AUGGAGUGGCAAUAUGGCUCUGAGGCGGGCAUUGAUGCUGCCGCCUUGAUCUCGUCUGUCGACACGGCGCUGCCGACAGACAUCAACGCGGGUAGUGCCGUGCUAGAAGAGAUCAAGCGGCUCAUUCAACAUCGUGAGCUCGCCCGUGGGAGCAAGGACUUUGCGCAGGCAGACAAGAUCCGUGCCGAGCUUCAGGAUCUCGGAGUAGACCUGUUGGACAAGGAGAAGCUGUGGAAAUGUCCCAGCAGGGGGCUACAGGGCAUUAUUACGGGCUUCCGCGCAAAUGAGCUGAGCGAUGUGGAAGUCAGCACACUUGUCUUGCAAAGGGAGAAGGCUCGGAUGGCAAACGACUACGAGCUCUCGGACAUGAUCCGGGACGAGCUCAAGGAUCGAGGGGUGACCAUCGACGACAAGAAAAAGGCCCUCGCCUUGCGUUCGAAUGCACGGUGUUCCUUUAGCUAUGCCUAG
Messenger RNA from Symbiodinium natans, 468 nucleotides. NCBI's taxonomy places the organism in Eukaryota, Dinophyceae, Suessiales, Symbiodiniaceae. The record is from the annotation of a GenBank genome assembly.